AUGGCUGGAUUGAAGCGUGCUGUUGACGGCAGCGAGGAGCGCAAUGGCAAGCGGAGCAAGACUAAGGAAGGCUCCGCAUCGAAGUCAAAGUCCGUGAAGUCAAACUCUUCAUCUAAGAAGGACCCCAAGAAGGAUUCUAAAUCCAGCAAGAAAGACAAGAAGCCCUCGAAGAAGGUCCAGAAGGACGAAUCCGAGGACGACGAUGACUUCGACAUUGACGAUGUCUCCGACGAAGAUAUUGAUGCCCUUGAUGCUCUUUCAGACGAUGAGAUGCCCGAUGUGAGCGAGGAGGAGGAGAAGAAGCCCAAGGAAAACAAUUGGAAAAAGACUGUUCCGGAAGACGGAGAGCAGAAAGAGGCCGCCCCAAAGAACACAAACCCCAACCCCAACAGUAAGUUUCAAUUCUGCUUCCCUGACGGCGCCUCAUCUAAUCAUUAUUGCGCGCGUUUAGACUCCCGCGAAUCUCACAUCAAGCAAAAAGCACUCCAGCAGGAGCGCAAGGCCGCAAAGCCCAAUGCCGAUACUGUCGCCCGCUCCAAGAAGUUGUGGGAACAGUUGCGCCGCAAGUCCCACGUGCCUCUGGAGCAGAGAAAGAAGCUUGUCAAGGAGCUGUUUGAGAUCAUCACUACCCGCGUCCGGGACUUCGUGUUCAAGCACGACUCGGUGCGAGUCAUCCAGACUGCUCUGAAGUACGGAAACCUCGAGCAGCGCAAGCUUAUUGCGCAUGAGUUGAAGGGCACUUACAAGGAGCUGGCGCAAAGUCGAUACGCCAAGUUCUUGGUUGGAAAGUUGAUUGUCCACGGAGACGAUGAGACCCGCGACUUGAUCAUUCCAGAGUUCUACAGCCAUGUCAGACGUCUCAUUCGCCACCCCGAGGGCUCAUGGAUUCUCGACGACAUCUACCGCACAGUUGCGACCAGGGCACAGAAGGACAGACUCCUCCGCGAGUGGUAUGGUCCUGAGUUCGUUAUUUUCCAAGAUGAGAAGGAGACCACUUCUGAUCUCACCAAGAUCAUCGAAGCCCACCCCGAGAAGCGUGGACCCAUCAUGAACUACUUGCGCGAGCUGAUUAACCAGCUGGUCCAGAAGAAGAGCACUGGUUUCACCAUGCUUCACGAUGCUAUGUUGCAAUAUUUCCUCAACACAAAACCCGGCAGCAACGAAGCGAACGAGUUCAUCGAGUUGCUCAAGGGCGAUGAAGAGGGUGAUUUGGUCAAGAACUUGGCUUUCACCAAGUCCGGCUCCCGUUUGAUGUGUCUCUCGCUCGCAUACUCCAACGCUAAAGACCGCAAGCUGCUUCUACGAUUCUACCGCGACACCGUCAAGGCUAUGGCCGGCGAUGUCUACGGUCACCAGGUUAUCCUUGCCGCAUACGAGGUCAUUGAUGACACGAAACUUAGCUCCAAGUCCUUCUUCCCCGAGCUUUUGAACCAGAACGACGAUGCAGAGGCCCGCAACGAGGAACUUUGCUACCAGGUCAACGACUUGACCGCACGUAUCGCUGUGCUAUACCCCUUUGCCGGCGAACGCGUCAAGUGGCUCCUCCCCGAGGCCGACCAAACCGUCCUCGAAGAAGUUCGCGAGGUCCGCAAGGAAACCUCUAAGAAAGACCCGGCCAUCCGCCGCGGAGAACUCGUCAAGGCCGCUUCGCCCACACUGCUCGAAUUCAUUGCUGCCCGCGCCUCUACCCUCCUCGAGACGACCUUCGGCUGCCAGUUCCUCUCCGAGGUGCUGUUCGAAGCCGACGGUGACAAGAGCGCUGCUCUCGCGGCCGUGGCUGAGGCCGCCAAGUCGCACACCGAAGCCCGCGAUACCGCACACGCGGGACGUCUUCUCAAGUCUCUUGUGCAGGGUGGGCGAUUCAACCCGGCUACAAAGUCCAUCGAGAAGGUGGAGCCUGCGUUGAACUUCCACGAUGUGCUGUACGAGCAGAUCAAGGAUGAGGUCAUGGACUGGGCGACGGGGGCUAACCCCUACGUGAUUGUCGCGCUGGCCGAGUCAGAGGACUUUGAGAAGAAGGCCGAGCUGCUCAAGACUCUGAAGAAGAACAAGAAGGCGCUGGAGCAGGCCUCGGCGUCCGUCGUGAAGGACGGAAAGACGAAUCCCAGCCCGACUAGCAGUGGUGCGAAGUUGUUGCUUUCAAAGAUCUAG
Molecule: messenger RNA, 2151 nt
Organism: Penicillium vulpinum
Lineage: Eukaryota; Fungi; Ascomycota; Eurotiomycetes; Eurotiales; Aspergillaceae
Exons: 1
Coding region: 1-2151 (716 amino acids)
Biological process (GO): regulation of translation
Cellular component (GO): nucleolus
Molecular function (GO): mRNA binding
Source: RefSeq, a predicted model, not a curated record